Messenger RNA from Hyla sarda, 1430 nucleotides. RefSeq names its product homeobox C10 (gene HOXC10). Gene Ontology annotation, molecular function: RNA polymerase II cis-regulatory region sequence-specific DNA binding; DNA-binding transcription factor activity, RNA polymerase II-specific. The record is from RefSeq and is a predicted model, not a curated record. Gene Ontology annotation, cellular component: nucleus. The transcript is spliced from 2 exons. Gene Ontology annotation, biological process: regulation of transcription by RNA polymerase II. The coding region runs from base 1 to 1059 and encodes 352 amino acids. Lineage: Eukaryota; Metazoa; Chordata; Amphibia; Anura; Hylidae.
AUGUCAUGUCCCAGCAAUGUGACUCCUAACUCGUUUUUGAUGGACUCUAGCUGCAGAGGAGACAAUUAUUCCUCCAACCAAGGGAUGUAUAUGCAGUCUGGGAGCGAUUUCAGCUGUGGGAUGAUGAGAAACUGUGGGAUUGUCCCGUCUCUUUCCAAAAGAGAUGAGGUGAAUAACCCUAGCUUAUCUCUCAACUCUUAUCCAUCUUACCUAUCUCAACUGGACAAUUGGUGUGACCCCAAAAAUACUUAUAGGAUUGAGCAACCUGUUGCAAGACAGCUCUCCUCCUGCUCCUUUCCAACCAAUGUCAAGGAGGAGAAUGUGUGCUGCAUGUACAGCGCUGACAAAAGGGCAAAAAAUGCCACAGAGGCUGCCCUCUACCCCAACCAGAUGCCCGACUCCCGAGCUACUGACCAUGAGGUUCCUGUGCCCAGCUACUAUCGUGCCAGCCAGGGCUACUCCAUGGAGAAGAAUCAUAAUACCAACGAGUUUGAGGCAAGUUUUGACAACAGGACGAGCCUGAAUUCUAGAAGUGAAAUCCUGGAGCAACAGCAACAGCAGCAGCAACACACGGGGAGCAAGGUGGGGUUCCCCGAAAACACCAAGACGGAUAACCAGACCUUGGCCACCAACUUGAGCACCAACCCCAGCAACGCUGCUGCUAAUGAGAUCAAAACAGAGAGGAGCCUCCCAGCUGCCAAACUAGCAGCACCAGAGGCAGACAAGGAGAUGGGCAAGAACACUGACACCAGCACUGACAACUCUGACAACGAAGCUAAAGAGGAUAUAAAGGCAGAAAACGCUACAGGAAAUUGGCUGACAGCUAAGAGUGGAAGAAAGAAAAGGUGUCCUUACACUAAGCAUCAGACCUUGGAACUGGAGAAGGAAUUCUUAUUUAAUAUGUACUUGACCCGUGAGCGCCGCCUAGAGAUUAGUAAGAGUAUCAACUUAACAGACAGACAAGUGAAAAUUUGGUUUCAAAACCGCAGAAUGAAACUGAAGAAAAUGAACAGAGAAAACCGGAUUCGAGAAUUGACAUCAAAUUUUAAUUUCACUUAAGGAAGACAAAAAAAAAAUCCACUAGGAGUCCUGAACCAUCCCAUAGGCCCUUCUUCUCCACCAAUACGACGACUCAAGCAUAAAUAGCAAAGUCUAAUCCAUUCUUGUACAUUUUCUAGGUCAUUAAUGCAACGCUUUAAGAUAAAGCAGGUAGUCAGUAUUUCAGGCUAGGUGGCCCCUUCUGUCCCUGCCCACAGUUUGUACAUAAAGACAGACGCUUCGAUAUAAUGCAUGAUCCUAUAUAUUGCAUCCUUGUUUCUAUGUAAAGAUGGUCAGUGAGCCAGCUACUGAAAUUGUAUUUUAAGUUAUUUACUUCAGCACAAAAACUCCAGAGACCUUUUUUAAUCUCAUUAUCCUGCCAAACAAUGCUU